Schizosaccharomyces osmophilus is the source of this 543-nucleotide messenger RNA. It is a transcript of the gene apc10, whose product is annotated as anaphase-promoting complex substrate recognition subunit Apc10. Lineage: Eukaryota; Fungi; Ascomycota; Schizosaccharomycetes; Schizosaccharomycetales; Schizosaccharomycetaceae. The record is from RefSeq and is a predicted model, not a curated record. Gene Ontology annotation, biological process: anaphase-promoting complex-dependent catabolic process; protein K11-linked ubiquitination. The coding region runs from base 1 to 543 and encodes 180 amino acids. The transcript has 3 exons. Gene Ontology annotation, cellular component: anaphase-promoting complex.
AUGAAAAAUUCAAAAUCAGAAACCCAAAAGUUGACAGAUGGAUUGGUAGACAUUGGAAACCUAGCCCAAUGGACAUGUUCCAGUGAAAAAGGUAGCUUCCCUAUACGCUUGGUUCGGGACGAUAACGUCGAGACUUAUUGGCAAUCAGACGGGUCGCAGCCGCAUGACAUUCACGUAAAAUUCGUGAAGCGAGUUUCCGUGAAAUACAUCAGCCUGUAUUUACAAUAUACCUUUGAUGAAUCAUACACUCCAGACAGACUUCGUAUAUCAGCGGGCACAGGAUUUCACGAUUUGGAACUUGUCACCACCGUUCAACUGGAAGAACCAACUGGCUGGGUUCAUGUUCCGGUGGGUGAUUUUGGGCGGAAUGGUCUACUCGAUGCCAAUCUCAUUGAAGUCAAAAUUCUUGGCAAUCAUCAAAAUGGUAAAGAUAGUCAUGUUCGCCUUAUAAAGGUUUAUGCUCCAGAGACGCACUUUAAUUUCUCCAUUGAUGAACUCCCAUAUACGAGCAAUCAAUUCAAAAGCCGAAAUCAGUUACGGUGA